Molecule: messenger RNA, 2502 nt
Organism: Penicillium soppii
Lineage: Eukaryota; Fungi; Ascomycota; Eurotiomycetes; Eurotiales; Aspergillaceae
Product: protein arginine N-methyltransferase
Exons: 4
Coding region: 1-2502 (833 amino acids)
Biological process (GO): regulation of DNA-templated transcription; peptidyl-arginine N-methylation
Cellular component (GO): nucleus; cytosol
Source: RefSeq, a predicted model, not a curated record
AUGGAGAGCUACAAUCCCUCUGAGGAUCCUGGGCCAGCGUUCUGCGUUGGCCACCAUGAGCACAAUAGGCUGGUCACAGUGACCCCUCGGGUGAUUCAAAACGUACACGAAAGCAAUUAUGACAUGAUGACCGUCCCGAUUACGACAUCGCAUUUCCAUUCGCGUGUCCUGGGCUUAUUGUCCUCUUACUUGGCCAAUCUGCAGCCCGCAACCUAUGAUGCUGUGGGCACCAGAGCGACUACUCAGAACACUCGCCCGCUGGUCGUUCCAUCACUUUCCAAGGCAGACUCAUUCCUUACACCCAACGAUGCAACCAGUCAAUUGGUGGGAGUUACCAGCAGCUGGAUUGACUUGUGCUCACCCGAUCCAUUGAUCGCGGACUUGUCUCGCCAAGUUCUGAUGUUGGAGGUCGCAUACGCUGCCUUCUGUGGCAUUGGAUAUCUCUUGAUUCCUGGACCAAAGCUGCACCACGGUGCCUUGCAUUCCGAAGGUGUCAACUAUUAUGCUCGCGCAAUUCAAGAUGCACUGAAUCUUGGUCCCUACAUUCAAUUCCACAUCUGGCUGCAGAUGAUUGACAACCCAGAGGUCGAGGUUGAUACUAUGGGCGACCUAGCGCCUCUUGCUCGAGCGGAAUUCCAAGAGCCAGACGAGGGAAUCUCGCCGAAGGUAGAUCUAUUCGGUACCUGGGAUGCUUGGGAUAUGAUCAGGAAGACUUCCAAGUAUCACACAAGACUAUUUGUUGCCCUGUCUAUGCCCAAGCAGCUGCCAGUUCUUCCUGUACAAUCUCGGUGGCAUUCUGAGCCUGUACACUUGCUUACAAUUGAUGGAUCGGCGUUCCUCAAGAACCAAAAGGGAUACCCAGUCUUGUCUAAGUCACACCAAGCUUUCAUUGCAAAGAUGAUGCGCCUUCGGACUGCACCGUGGAUUCUUCUUUGCGGCGUUGGCCCUAUUCCUGGACUCGAAAAUGUCGAAGAUCCAGACAACCAGUCCGCAUCUGACUAUCCAAGUUUGUCACAAGCUAGCAAAAAGCACCACGACCCCACCCCGCACCUCUCUUACAUUCGUAAUCUGCAACAGCGCCAACCCCCGCGCACUGCGAUUGAGAGAUUUGGUGUGGGAUACCAGGACUAUCUGCAAGCACCUCUGCAGCCACUGACAGUGAAUCUGGAGAGCAUCACAUAUGAAGUUUUUGAAAAAGAUCCCAUCAAAUACGAGUGGUAUGAAAAGGCCAUUUGCAAGGCAUUGAAAGACUGGGCAGAACAGAAGAAGCCUACGUCUCACCCAGAUGGAAAAGUGGUACUUGCGGUUGUAGGAGCUGGCCGCGGCCCGCUUGUUACCCGUGCACUCAAGGCUAGUGCGGAAGCUGGAGUUGAGAUUGAUUUGUGGGCCGUGGAAAAGAACCAGAAUGCGUUUGUGUUGCUGCAGCGGCAUAAUGAAACCAUUUGGGAUGGCAAAGUCACCUUAGUUCAGUCAGACAUGCGUGCCUGGAAGGGCCCCCGCGUACAGAAGCAGCAAACUAAGGGCCCACAAGACCCCGUGGGAGAAUCUCUUGGCAUCCAGAGUUCAUUGCUCACAUCUUCAUUUGCUGAAGCUCAAGACUCGAACAUGUCCUACACCCAUGUUGAUAUCAUUGUUUCGGAGCUACUGGGCUCCUUUGCAGACAACGAACUCUCUCCAGAAUGCCUGGAUGGCGUGAACGAUCUGAUCAAUCCUGUGCAUGGAAUCUCCAUUCCAGCCUCAUACUCCGCCCACUUCACACCGGUCUCUGCCCCGAAAUUGCACUCUGAUGUUGUCCAUCAAACUGUGUCCAACCCGGCUGCCCCAGAGACGCCAUAUGUUGUGAUGCUACAUGCGAUUGACUUCCUCUCCACCACCGAUACCCCAGCUGCCAACGAGACCUCCACCAACGAUGGCAAUCGUGCAUCCACCCCAUCGACGUCAUUCUCCGCUACUGAGUUCCCUACUCCAUUUGUCCAGACUGCCUGGUCUUUCUCCCACCCGAAUCGACACAUCCCACCUCAGUCUCCCAUGCAGUCAACCAUCUCGAACGCACACAAUGUGCGACAGACCCGCCUGGCGUUCCCCUCUCAGACCCGAGGUGUAUGCCACGGUCUCGCGGGUUACUUCGAGACGGUGCUCUACGGAGACGUGGAGUUGUCUACUAACCCGGUGACCAUGGAUGCCAAGAGUGCCAGCAUGAUCAGCUGGUUCCCUAUAUACUUCCCAUUAAAGACUCCUCUCAAUGUCCCCGAAAAUGGCGAGAUUGUCGUCACAAUGUACCGCCAAACUGACGACCGCAAAGUCUGGUAUGAAUGGAUGAUUGAAGUUUAUGCUCUUGAACGCAAGCCCACUCCCGCGAGCGGCUCGCGGGCCGGAUCUCCCAGCGUGGAGAACUUGAAGUUCAAGGAAAAUACUGCCAAGCAAACUCGACCUGGCUAUCGCCGUGUGCGGGUCGGUAUGAGUGACCUGCACUCUAGCAUCAAGGAUGGAUGCUUAAUGUGA